Halichondria panicea is the source of this 1860-nucleotide messenger RNA. RefSeq names its product cysteine-rich with EGF-like domain protein 2-A. The record is from RefSeq and is a predicted model, not a curated record. Lineage: Eukaryota; Metazoa; Porifera; Demospongiae; Suberitida; Halichondriidae. The transcript is spliced from 14 exons. Gene Ontology annotation, molecular function: calcium ion binding. The coding region runs from base 76 to 1743 and encodes 555 amino acids.
GACCCGUACCAAUCUUCACAUCUUCCACAUUCUAAACUGAGUUGAGUGACUAUCACAGCUAGCGCUAGCUACGCCAUGAAUACACUCGACAUAUCCUUGGUACUCAUUGUCCUCCUCCUGGCAAGCUACUCUCUGGCUGUCAAACCAUCAUGUAAAGUAUGCAAAGACUUUGUCCAAGCCUUCAACAAAAGGAUGGACGACACGGCCAAGUCAAACUUUGCUGGUGGGGACACGAAUUGGGAGGAGGAGAAACUCGGCUCCUACGCUAACAGUGAGGUUCGAUUGAUCGAGAUGCUGGACGAUGUUUGUAAACAUUCAGACUAUGAUUGCCAUCGACUGCUGGAGAAUUAUGAGGAGGAGAUUGAGAGAUGGUGGUUCAAGCUGAGACAUAAGGAGGAGGGCUAUGAUGAUCUAAAGCAGUGGUUGUGCUCAACUAACCUCGAUGUUUGUUGUCCACCUAACACGUUUGGCCCCACCUGUUCUGACUGUCCUGGUGGGAGGGAGCAGCCUUGUGGUGGCCACGGGUCAUGUCAGGGCUCUGAGGAAAAAGAUGGGAAAGGAAAGUGUUUGUGUAACGGAGGUUAUGUUGGAGACACCUGCGAGUCAUGUGAUCCCAGUUACUACAAUGACACAGAGAGUAAAGUGUGCAAACUGUGUGAUAAGGCAUGCCUGAAAGAGUGUGGUGGUCCGGGGGCUGACAGCUGUAAGGAGUGUGCCCUGGGAUAUGAGGAGGUGGAGGGAUCUUGUACAGAUAUUGAUGAGUGUAAAGAAGAUGACUCCAUCUGUUCUGAUGGUACCUACUGUCUCAACACCCCGGGGAAACAUCGCUGUCAAGCUUGUGACAAGUCUUGUAGCGUGUGCAAUGGACCGGGACCAUCAAAGUGUGGGGACUGCUCUACGGGAUACAGUAGGAAUGAAAAGGGAGUCUGUGAAGAUGUGGACGAGUGUGAGGUGGAGUCGUUGUGCUCUAGUGGUACCUACUGUGAGAAUACUGCCGGGUCACAUGACUGUAAAGCGUGCCAUAUCUCUUGUCAGCUGAGCUGCUCUGGAGCGGGGCCCGAGGGCUGUGAUGAGUGUAAGACUGGCUAUAGGAUGGAAGAGAGCAUAUGCAAGGAUAUUGACGAGUGCACGAACACGCCCGGACCCUGUGACCCUGACAACGAGGUGUGUGUUAAUCUGGCGGGGACCUUCUCCUGCAAGUGUGCCGAGGAGCUGGUCAGAUCACCUGAUGGAGACUGUGUCCAACCUCCCAAGAAACCAAAGAAAAAGAAGAAAAAGAACAAGAAAGGUAAGAAGAGCAAGGUGUCAGUCACUGGAGGGGAGGGGGACUCAAAGGAUGGGGCUACAGAUGAGCGAACAAUGGACUCACCUGACCGACAAGCUGAAUUAUCUCCAAUCGAACAACCAGUACAACCUACCGAGCAACUAGUUAAACCUGAUAAAGAAAAGCCUGAUGAGCAAUUUUCGUCUGAGCCAGCCCAAUUGACAGAACAACCUGGAACAGAUGAUGAUCAACCCAACCCUAGCCCCACACAAGUGGAGCCUGUGGACGAUACCUCCAGUACAGACAAACCAACCUCUCAACAUCAUCGUGACGUUUCUCCAAGUGACACAAAGGUUGCUACGGGCAACAAUGGAGCAGCUCCCAACGUACCUAAUCAGACAACUGGGAACGAGCAUGAUUCUCAGCGUCUCCAUGGAAAUGAGGAUGCCCCUGUCUCGAGUGAACGGGACGAGUUGUGACGACGUACGUGGGUGGAUGUCUAGAGAGACAAUUGAACUAUGAACCCGUGUUAUACAAUGCUUCAAUCUAUAAUAAAAACAUUAAUUUAUUGAAUUACAUAUUUCUUGUUUCAGGAA